Messenger RNA from Megalopta genalis, 1421 nucleotides. Its product is annotated as putative oligoribonuclease. Gene Ontology annotation, cellular component: mitochondrion. The record is from RefSeq and is a predicted model, not a curated record. Lineage: Eukaryota; Metazoa; Arthropoda; Insecta; Hymenoptera; Halictidae. Gene Ontology annotation, molecular function: 3'-5'-RNA exonuclease activity; nucleic acid binding.
AAUUUUUUGCGUAGACAAAAACUGUUAUAAACCAUGUACACUUCAUAUUUGUUAACAACUAUUAUAAAUUUUAUUUUAAUUCAAAAUUUGUUAGCAUUUAGUAGUUAAAUUUAGCACUGUAGUGAUGUAAACGUUUUACUGUUGAAGAUUAGAUAUUGUGGAAUGUGUACACUAUGUGUGUGUAGAUAGAUACAAGAAAAUGCGUUAUUUAAACAAAAUCUAACAGGAGGUUUCUCAUACAUAUCGUGAUUGUGAGAAGGGAUAUGUAUUUCGUGACAGUGAUUCCUGACAUCGCUUCUACUAAGCUUACAAAUUAAAGCCACUAGGUUAUUUAAUUGUGGAAAGUGCAAAUUGAAUAAUAUUAAGUAAAUAAUCAAUUAUACUUUCAAGAAAUUUGAGAGGUUAUAGUACAAACCCAUGUAUUUACUUCGCAUCAGGAACAUAAUCUCUAGUCAAUCUUUAGUCAUUUUAGAACAGACUUCUGACCAGGCAAUUUUAUUUGAAAUUUUGAAGAAGACAAAUGGCAGGAUAUGAAGACACUUACAUUGUUUGGAUAGAUACAGAGUUAACAGGUUUGGAUAUAGAAAAAGAUACUAUUUUGGAAAUUGCUUGUUUAAUAACAAACAAAGAUCUAAACAUAAUUAGCAAAGAAUUUAAUGUUAUAAUUAAUCAGUCGGAUGAAACAUUGAACACUAUGAAUGAAUGGUGCAUAAAACAUCAUGCGGAAACAGGAUUGACAAAUGAUUCAAGAUUAAGCAAAAUUAGCUUAAAGGAAGCUGAAAAAAUGUUACUUGAUUUUUUAAAGACAUAUAUCCUAAAAGGAGUUUGUCCAUUGGCUGGCAAUACAAUCUACAUGGAUCGUAUGUUUUUAAACAAACACAUGCCCUUAAUCAAUGCUUAUUUACAUUAUAGAAUCAUUGAUGUAAGCACGAUUAAAGAACUUGCCAGGAGAUGGUGCCCUGCAACUUACCAAAAUGUGCCUAACAAACAACAAUGCCACAGAGCUUUGGCAGAUAUACGAGAAAGUAUACAAGAACUAAAAUAUUAUAAGGAGCAUAUAUUUACUAGGAGCUUUAUUUUCUCACUCUAAUCUUAAAUGAAUUGAAUCAGUUAGUAAAAAAAUAUUUGAUGGCCAGUUGCAAGAAUCAUGUUUUCAAUCUAUUUUAUUUACUGAUUUACUAUAUUCCGUUUAAGUCAGGAAAAUAUUAGAAGAUCUUAGGUAUGAAUUAAAAUGACCAUUGCAUAUCAAUGCUGUUUUAUGAUUGUAUAAGACUUAGGUUUCAAGUGAAACAUAAUGCAUUUUACAUUAGUUACGAAUAUUUCAUAUGUAAUGAUACAUAACACAUCACAAUUUGUUGCAUAAUUAUUUUUACAAACUGUACUUAAAAAAUAAUGCGUUAUUAAAUGUUAUAUAUUAAAUA